Molecule: messenger RNA, 732 nt
Organism: Cynara cardunculus var. scolymus (artichoke)
Lineage: Eukaryota; Viridiplantae; Streptophyta; Magnoliopsida; Asterales; Asteraceae
Product: SPX domain-containing protein 3
Exons: 3
Coding region: 1-732 (243 amino acids)
Biological process (GO): cellular response to phosphate starvation
Source: RefSeq, a predicted model, not a curated record
AUGAAGUUCGGCAAGCGACUGAAGCAACACGUUCAAGAAACGUUGCCCGGGUGGCGGGAUAUGUAUUUGAACUACAAAGAUUUAAAGAAGCUUGUGAAGCUCAUAUCGGGGUACGGGAAAUCAAAGGCGGCUUUUGUGUAUCUUUUGGACAAUGAGAUCGAUAAGUUUAACUUGUUUUUCAUGGAACAAGAAGAGGAUUUCGUUAUUCGUCACAAGGAGUUGCAACAAAGAAUAAAGAAGGUGAAGGAGGGUGAAGCAUCAUCAGAAGGAGAGUAUGAAGAAGAGAUGUCAAGAAUUAGAAAAGACAUAGUUGACUUUCAUGGUGAAAUGGUUCUUUUAGUCAACUAUAGCAACAUCAAUUACACUGGAAUGGCAAAGAUUCUUAAGAAAUACGACAAACGAACAGGAGGAUUAUUGCGUUUACCGUUCAUACAAAAGGUGUUGGAGCAACCUUUCUUCACCACGGAGCUCAUUUCGAAGCUUGUGAAAGAAUGUGAAGCCACGAUUGACGAGCUUUUUCCGACGGUGGUGGUGGCGGAGGAGAUGAAAGAGUCAACGAUCACGAUGGCAGGAGAAGGGAUUUUCAGAAACACGGUUGCAGCAUUGAUGACGAUGAAAGAGAUUAGAAAAGGGAGCUCGACUCAGAGUCAUUUUUCUCUCCCGGCUCUAAAUUUGCCGGAUACUGAGCUUAUUCGAUCCUUUCAGUUCAACGCGCCCAUACCCAUCAUAUAA